Aedes albopictus (Asian tiger mosquito) is the source of this 939-nucleotide messenger RNA. RefSeq names its product protein FAM210B, mitochondrial. Gene Ontology annotation, cellular component: mitochondrion. The transcript has 2 exons. The annotation marks the transcript as partial. NCBI's taxonomy places the organism in Eukaryota, Metazoa, Arthropoda, Insecta, Diptera, Culicidae. The record is from RefSeq and is a predicted model, not a curated record.
UUCACGCAUCUAAACAUGCCGGGCGGCGGUUGGGCCCAGGAGGGAAAAUUCCUGGCCCAGGACUUGCAAGCGUCCCACUAUAUGAACCUCCGCAAGGAAGUGCGCUCGGAUUGGUCCAGCUACGGUGGGGACAGGAAGCCCCAGAAAGAAGGUACAUUCGGCUUGCUCGAACGCUAUAACAAACUAAUGCUCAAGCAGUCAUUGGCAGGAUUUAAUAGUAACCCUAACGGUAAUAUUAGGCAUUUUUCCCUAAAUCAUACCGCAUUGGCUAAAGAAAUUCCAAAAAAUGCUACUAAACAAUCGACUGAGGAACAGGCAUCGGGGACGACAGCGGAAUCGUCACCCGCCUCUAGCGAGCCCCCCCUGACACGUAAAGAGCAACUCAAGAAAGCAGUCAAGGAAUAUGGUUCCACCGUGAUUGUGUUUCACGUGGGAAUCAGUCUGGUUUCCUUGGGUGCUUGCUAUCUGUUGGUCUCUAGCGGAAUAGACAUGGUGGCCCUGUUGGAGCGCUUCGGAUGGGGGGAUUCGGCACUCGCCAGCAAAGCAGGCACCGGCGCCAGCACGUUCGUGAUCGCUUAUGCAAUCCAUAAAGUAUUUGCACCGGUUAGAAUUAGCAUUACUCUGGGCGCAACGCCAUUCAUCGUGCGAGUGAUGCGAAAGCGGUUCGGCAAGAAGUAGAACUAAGACAAAAGUUGUUUUUUUUUGUGCUACACAAACACGGAAAGCUUAAGAUGACUUGAUGUAAUUUGAGUAAUAGCAUUUUUGACUUGUAAUACGGCAUCAUUUAAGUAACUUUAUGUUGCUUUUUUUUAGAUUUAAGUUCAAUUUGAUUUAUUUUAUAUCACAUAGUAUUUAAUACACAUUAUUUAGCUAAGGAAGUAUGUAAUGUCAACAUGACUGUAUGCGUCAAUAGUUCAAUAAAAUAUAUUUUCAUAGUUA